GAGUGUAUCUGAAUUGCCCAGGCUGCCAUUGUACCUACCGUCCUCCAGCCUCAGCCUCCCAGUAGCUGUGAUUGUGGGUGUGUGACACUGUACCUGGUUUUUUGUGUGAAGAUGCAUGAAAAUCUGAACUCCUACCCACGGUGCCUUUAUAGCACAGCAGAGCCACCUGAUGAAAUUACAGUUCAUUAUAGACACGGUCUUCCCUUGAUAAUACUGACUUUGCCAUCCAGAAGAGAGCGCUGUCAAUUCGUAGUCAGACCGAUGUUGUCAACAGUUGGUUCGUUCCUUCAGGACAUACAAAAUGAAGACAAAGGUGUCAAAACUGCAGCUGUCUUCACAGCAGAUGGCAAUGAGAUUCCAGCCUCAACUUUGAUGGAUGUUUUGCUAAUGAAAGAUUUUAAGCUAGUCAUUAACAAGACAGAAUAUGAUGUACAGUGUCCUCAGAAAGAAAAAUCAAGCUGUGUGCACAUGACUGAGAUGGAAAGUGUGAAAUCCUUGGUUCACAGACUGUUCACAGUCCUACAUUUAGAAGACUCUCAGAAGAAAAGAGAACAACACUUGUUGGAGAAAAUUGACCACCUGAAGGAACAGCUGCAGCCCCUUGAGCAGGUGAAAGCUAGAAUUGAAGCUCGCUCUGAGGCCAAAACCAGAGGACUCCUAUGGGCUGGAUUAGCUCUGCUGUCAGUUCAGGGUGGGGCACUGGCCUGGUUCACCUGGUGGGUGUACUCCUGGGAUAUCAUGGAACCAGUCACAUACUUCCUCACAUUUACAAAUUCCAUGAUCUAUUUUGCAUACUUUAUACUAACUCGACAGAAUUAUACUUACACAUUGAUUAGCAGAAGGCAAUUGCUUCAGUUCUUCCAUAAGAAAUCAGAGCAACAGCAUUUUGAUGUGGAACAAUACAACAAGUUAAAAGACGACCUUGCUACGGCUAAAGAAGCCCUGAAACGUGUGCGCCAUUCUCUCUACUUGAAGAUGCAAGUAGAAGAACUCAGUGAAUAAGAAUUAAUCUCACAUUUUUAAACACCAUUGGAUUUUCCAUUUUGUAUUGAUUUUGUAAUUUCCAAACUGGAUGUUUUUGAGUCUCAUAGUUCAUUUUAAUUUUACUGUCUAAUCUUUUUAGUUAAUAAAUUCAUGUAAAACAGAAGUACUUAAAAAA
Marmota flaviventris (yellow-bellied marmot) is the source of this 1159-nucleotide messenger RNA. The record is from RefSeq and is a predicted model, not a curated record. Lineage: Eukaryota; Metazoa; Chordata; Mammalia; Rodentia; Sciuridae.